Molecule: messenger RNA, 3570 nt
Organism: Nematocida homosporus
Lineage: Eukaryota; Fungi; Microsporidia
Exons: 1
Coding region: 1-3570 (1189 amino acids)
Source: RefSeq, a predicted model, not a curated record
AUGAGAGCGCAAGCCUCGACUACUGUGCAUGAGGCAGGUGUUUAUACGCCUUAUGAUGAACGCCCGGGAGAAACAAUGGCAGUUGAUUACCAUUUGACGCGAGACACGAUUAUUCCGCACUAUGCGCCAGGGGUUAUUGCUGAUGUGGAUGGGGAGAAGCAGGUUUGUUUUGAUAAUGGACUUUGUCGCUCCCUUGGAGACCGCACUGAUGUGGUAGAAACGAGAACAGGCACUAUUCUGUCUCCGCCGGCCCAUCGGUUUCCACCGGGUUGGCAGCCUCAAGGUGGUGGUGUCCCGGGAGGUCCUGGGGAUGCGCCUGGGAUUGGCUCGGGGGUUCUGCCACCUUUCAAUCCAGACAAUCCUUCAGAUGGUGCUACCGAUAUUCAUGAUGUAGUUUCGCAUAUAGAUACACCCGUGCCGGUUGUUCAACCAACUGGUAUUCCGGGUGGACCUAUUCCGGCUUUGCCACCAAUAUCUGGUAUGCCGGGCAGCGUCGUGGGUGGAGGUAGUUAUCCGGGUAAUUUGGUUUCUGGAUUUGGCGAUGGCCCAACUAAGGAAGAUGUGCUGAAGAUCCUCUUUUCAAUUGGAGAUUUAGAUAGUUACUUGCUUUUUACCGGUAUGUCUUUGGACUUGCCUCUGCAGACCUUUAUUAAUAGCACUCCGGUGACUACGGAUGAAGUGUAUGCGCAGGACAGGAAGGAUUACUUGGCCGGUGAAUUGGAAGGGAAAGGAAGUUCUCUUAACUUGGAAAAUGGGCUGAAUACGCUUUAUUCCUCUAAGAUGUACUUCUACAUUCCGAAGAAUGCUCUCUCGCUAACCAUGGAAAGGGGGCGCUUGGUCUAUCCAGAGGCUUUUAUUAAGUUCUUGCAGUUCUUGCACCUAGACACGACUCCGUUUGUAUCUUUAUUAGAUAAGGACGGAUCUCGAGUUUACUACAUUACGGUUUACAAUGCUACUGUGGCUUUACCUAACCCGCAAACUCCAAUCGUCAGUCAGCUGCUGAUCACUUCGGAAGGUUUAGCCGUGUCUCUUCUUAAGGUUAAGCGCCUGGAGAUAGACAAAGGUAUCUUAGUGCUUACUCCUAAUGCUUACGACCAUGAAGAUCUUGCUAAUGCCACUGCUUCCCUCCAGGGCUUCACCAAAGGCCAAACCACUAAUCCUUUCGCGUCGAUGACUCAUAUUUACUAUCCGCACGAACAAACGGGCGAUCUUGAUGAUGAGUCUACCGAAUCGGACAAGAUGAGCGGUUAUUCCGGCGACAUUUCUGAGUCUUCAGAUUCAGAUUCCGACUCGCAAAGUGACGGCUCUAACGCGGCGCAGUUUGGCUCUUCUAGUUCAGACGGCUCGGAUGACAGCUCUUCGCUCAGUGGUAGUGAUAGUGAUAGUGAUGGCAGCAGUAGCAGCGAUGACGGUAGCUCACCACGGCACAGGGGCAAGGGCUCUGGCCCGAGCGCGCAGAAAGGGACUAAAGAUCCUUCUCGGCGCCGGCACGGCAAAGGCCCUGAUACUAUCGAUGGCUAUCUCGAGCAAGCUCGAAUGUGGCGAGAAAGGGCUGCAGCUGCUGCUAAGGCAGGCUACAGGAAGUAUGCGCUCAAGAAGGCUAAAGCCUAUGAAAAGGCUGCAGCUAGAUUACAGCGCGAAGCUUACAGCACCCAACUUCUCGAAGCAAGACAAGGUUCAGCUAGUUCUCGCAAAGCGGCUAAGUGUGGUAUCAUGGCCGGCACCUCCUCUAACACAGGAAGUGUCUCCUGGUUCUCCGGCAGCCGUCGUCAUAACAAGGCUUUAGUACGAGUUGUGUCUUCUAAAGAAUCUAGUGCCAGUGCUAGUAUGUCCGCUUCGGCUUCGGCUUCUUAUGAGGCCAGCACCAAGCAAGCGGUUAGCACGGCCUUCUCUUCCAGCGCUGCUUCGGCUGUUAUUAUGGCCCACCAAAGCAACGAAAUGCACUACAAAGGAGUUUCUGCUGUUGAGUAUGCCACCCGAGAGAUCAAGCACUCGUUGAUGGGCAUUGCGAUGCAACACGCUAUGUUUAGUGUGCAAGGUCGCAUGUACAAGAGUCAGCAGUAUUCUUCUCACGGUGUUCGUUCGGCUAAGUCUUCCACUCGUUGGCUAACCAGGCGUAUUAGCAAGAUAAUCACGACUAGAAAGUACACUACCAAGACCGCCAGCAAGUACAUGAAGAACAGUGCUACGGCCGCUUCAGUGGCUGCUGCUGCCGCCAAGGAACAGGCCGCUGCUUCUGCAGCUAUUGCUUCCUACCGCAAGGCAGCAACCGCUAGCAAGAAGGCCGCCGCUGCUACUUCAAUGUACAAGGCUGCUGCUGCUAAGGGUAUGACUAAAGCCGCCAAGACUUACAAGGCCAAGGCUGCCGGCUACCGACGUGUUGCUUCAAGAAGCACCGCCGCAGCCAGUCGAUUUGGCGCGGCAGUCGCCGCCUAUAAGGCCGAGAAGAUGCAGGAGUGUGGCCGUCAGGCUAAACUAUUUGCGGACCGAAUGAAGAAUCCAAUGGCCAACUUUAGCCAAGCAGACAGCGUUUCGCUACAGCAGGCAGUUGCCCAAAUUCUAACUAGCUCGCAAAUCCAACUGCUCAGCAAGGCUUUAUCACCAGUCCAAAUCCAAGUUCUUAGUAAGAUGCUUACCCCUCAACAGGUACAACAAACUCUAGUUCAUAUUGGUGCUAUGUCCGCGGAACAGCUGCAACUUCUCCUUCUGAGGCUACAGAUGAAGGGACUGGAGCUGCAAAGCGCGCCCAUCCAACCACCCAUGCCACUUCUCCAUUCGGCGUUUGUUCCCAUCGGAAUCCCAGCUUUAGGAGUAAUGAAUGCUAUUGAGCACGGUGCCACCGGUACUACGGUUCAAAUGGGUGAGAUGGACAUCAAGAAGUACUUACUGCAAAGUCAGUUCCUAAUGCAAGGCAAAGAAAACCUCUUAACCCCAACCCAGAUCGAAGAGCUAAGAGCCCAAGCCACUGCCCAAAGUACUGCUAUCAAGAGGUUGAUAGCAGAGAUUCAGUCGCACAAGAUGGAGAUCGAAGGGCAAGUUCGCAUGAAGCUAGCUGGUGGCAACCGACCAAGUGUGUCUGUUUGUAACCCAAUGCUAGGCAUGCAAGCUGGUAUGCUCAACGGUGUCUUUGAUGGUCUUGUCUCUCCUCCUUCAUUAAGGCUGGCUGGUGAUGUCUCUCUUGGCCGCAACUCUUUCAAUGCCAUUCGCCAGCUACUGAUUUCACCUGCUGUUUCCUCCUACAUUGGUAUGGACCCAAAUAUUCUGAUGCAAAGCCUAUACAAGCAAACUGGCGACAACGAUAUGAUGUGCCUUCUAACUAAUUCAGCCGCCCAUUCCUCGGCCUACUCUGGCAUAAGUCAAGCUGAGUUGUCUUUGAUUGGGGCCCGGGCUGCUGCUUGCCAGCAAAAGCUAUCAGGUGUCUAUGGAGGCUCCUUUGACCGAUUGCAACAAGCACUUCUAUCAGCCUACAACCUAGUCAAGAGCUCUUCCGUAAAGUGCAAUGGUGGCGGCUUCGGCGCAUCUCCUAUGCAGAUCCCUAUCUGCCAAAUAGCCCCGCUUUUAUCCGCAUAA